Lingula anatina is the source of this 2209-nucleotide messenger RNA. RefSeq names its product THO complex subunit 5 homolog A-like. Gene Ontology annotation, cellular component: THO complex part of transcription export complex. Gene Ontology annotation, biological process: mRNA export from nucleus. NCBI's taxonomy places the organism in Eukaryota, Metazoa, Brachiopoda, Lingulata, Lingulida, Lingulidae. Gene Ontology annotation, molecular function: mRNA binding. The record is from RefSeq and is a predicted model, not a curated record.
ACUUCCUGUUCAACAGGAGCGUGGAAACUUGAAACGAACACAACCCCUUUGAAAAUGUCUGCAAGUUCGCCAAAAGAGAAAGAAAAGAAGAAGAAAAGGACAAUACGACCAGAAAUAAGUGCCCCAAAGAUCCAGGUAGCUAAAAAGCCGAAGAACGAGCUAUCGACUGGUCGUCAGUUCUCAGAAGAGGACGAAGUGGAGAAGAGAGAUCCACUGGAUGACUUAAAGGAACAUAAGCAAGCAUGCAGUGAGAUAAGGAAUUCCAUUAAAAGUAUAUCAGCAAUGAAGGACGCUGGUAAACCAGACACGGGAGAGGUGGAGGAGCUGCGUACACAGGGCACACUUCAGUUUCUUGUGCUCAAGAAACUCAACCGUUUGGCACACAUCCGCUGCAAGAAAGUGAGGGACAGCACCAAUGAGGCCAAACAGAAGAUAGACCAAUAUCACCUACAGUUACAGAACCUGCUGUAUGAAGUCAUGCAUUUGCAGAAGGAAAUUACAAAGUGUCUGGAGUUUAAGUCCAAAGAUGAAGAAAUAGACCUUGUCGGCGUGGAAGAUUUCUAUAAAGAGGCACCCCCAGAAAUAUCAAGACCGGAGGUAACCAAGAACGACCCACAUCAGCAGACCCUGGCCAGAUUGGAGUGGGAGCUAGAACAGAGAAAAAGGUUGUCUGCAAAUUUCAAGGAGACUCAAAAUAGCAAGAACUUGAUAUCCCAAGAUAUCAAAAGCAAGAAGGAAUACUUAGAGAGCUUACAGCCUAAACUUGUCUCUAUAAUGCAGGCCACCAAACCAGUGCAAGAGUCUCUGAACAUGAGAUUUGAUGAGAUCCAAGAGCAGCACCAGACUGCACAACAUCUUCCUCAGCCACUGUAUGUCCUGUACAUGCAGUCAUCAGCCUAUAAGGAAGCAUGUGAUAAGAAUAUGGCUGUCAGUAUAGAGGGAGAUGUUGAAGCAGCAAAAACAGUGGAAUCCCAACAAGACCAAGAGCAAGAUGAGGACAGUGACAGUGAUCAAGAGGAACAGGAACAGUCCAAGAGGAAAUCUAAGCAUCGCCGCCAUACUACCUCUAGUGACCGUCUGGAACAAAAGCGUGAAAAACUGCUGAAGAGCCACCCACUGACAGUGGUGCUGGAAAUCAAAUGUAAAGAGGAAGGAACCUUACACCUGGUGUUUUCCUACCUUCUUGUUUUGAAGAUUGUGACAGUUACUGUCAAGCUGUUGCCAGGAAAAGAUGUUGUUUCUGGCAACAUAUCUGGAAGUGACCUUCUUGCCCCAGAUUCAAUUCUAACAUGCCUGUACCCUGGGGAUGAGGGGAAGAGCACGCCAAAUCCAGCUAAUCAGUUUGAAUUGAAUAGACUCAGCAUGGACAGCUUCAGUUUUUACAUUUCAAAAGUUGGUCAUCCAUACUUGUGGGUGCAGUGGUUGUCUGGCCUUCAGUUCCUGACCGCCUCCCCCUUGACCAAUGACCAAGUGAGCAGUAGCCACAUGGAGGAGACCAUCCGCAGGCUGAGGAGAAGGGUAGCGUCCAGACUGUCCCUACAAAAACAGCUGGCUUCAUUAGAACAUGGCAGUGUUCCAGUGAGCUCGGAGUAUAUGAGUCUGUUUCCCCCUAAGAUUUCUAGCAGGCUGGUUUCCUGGAGACGCAGCACAUAUGAUGACUUUGCUGCUCUUCCUUACUGCAAGCAUUUGAUAGAUAGCUGUCUGGCCAAGGAUUCCGAUCUAUUCUUCACUACUUGUGCCGAGAGAGGAUCAGCUAAGCUUAAGGUGGAAGUAGUGGUCAGUCCAGACUACCCAAGAACUCCUCCAGUAAUGGCAGUGGUACUCCAGUGGAGGACGGAUCAUACCAAUCUCAAUGAUGUUAACAUCAGGGACAUGGAAGCAGAGGUGAACAUUCACUAUGGCGAGCUGAUCAAGGGGAAGUCACAUGACCAGCUGUUAACUAAUCAGAUUCAGAGGAUGUUGAUGUGCUUUGACCUGUUCCUGGAGACAGAAGCUGGUAAUGAGGCCAUGGAGGGCCCAGCGGAAUUCCCCAAGGAGAAGAUUUGUCCAAGGAUGACAAGGGGACCUAUUAGAAGCAAACCAUACAAAUACCUGCCUCAGAUGGGAAUUUUCACCCAACGAUAAGUAGAUAAGUACUCCACGAUGUUCUUCAGGAUUAGCUAGGCCAAGAGGCAGUAACAUUCUAAUUUGAUGGUGGUUUAGGCUCUAG